AUGGAAGACUCUCCCCCAGGAUCACCGCUCUCUACAAUCUCCAGCGACGCUUUCGAACCCGAUUAUGGAACUGUUACUGCCCAUAUGCCUCCAGCAAAGCGCCAGAAGCUAGAGGACACCUCAAGACGGGCGACACCAACAUCCCAUCAAGUCGACUUCGAUGCCGUCGAGGAAUCUUCCGACACCGAUGGAGAGGUCCCCAACUCGCCGAAUAACUCACGGCCGGAGGAUGACGAUAACCAUGAGCAAGUGACGAUCUGCGCUUGGGAUGGUUGUGAAGCUGGCGACCUGGAUAACAUGGAUCGGUUGGUAGAGCAUAUACACAAUGAGCAUAUCGAAACGCGGCAGAAGAAGUAUACGUGCGAGUGGGAAUGCGAUCGCGCUUUCACACGCUCGGAUGCUCUUGCGAAGCAUAUGCGAACUGUUCACGAAACCGAAGCUCUUCGGCCUUCUGAUCCAAUCCCCAAGUCGAUGCAGCCGGCUGCAAAAACAUCCCGCCGAGUGAAGCUGAUACACAAAGCUUCCCCAAACUCAGCGGAAGACCACAGCGGGGCCACAACGUAUGGCGACACCAACGGCGAUGCUUCUACGGAGUGGACGUCGUCUUAUCCACCGGAUCUUGGAUUCACUCCAGACGAAGAAGCAAAAGGCCCAGUACAGUUGUACCAAUAUCUACGUCGAGAAUUGAUGUGGACAGAAGAAGAAUCAGAGAUACUUAAGCGACAAGCAGAUGAGAUGGAGGUUAUUAGAAAAAGGGAAUGGAUGGAGAAAGAGGUGCUGAUGGACCAAGUCGUCAAAACCGAAAUUUCAUACCACGAGCGUCGAGCAGCAGUCCUAGAAGGUCAAGCAAAGUUGCCUACUGCAGACGAAAUCAGAGCCGCUGCCGCUGUGGCUGCACCCGUUUCCUAUCAAAUGACACCCGUCAAAUCACAACCGUUAGAGGACCAAACAGAAGCUGCGGUUGUGCUAGCCUCCAUGCGGCAAACAUGA
Molecule: messenger RNA, 990 nt
Organism: Glarea lozoyensis ATCC 20868
Lineage: Eukaryota; Fungi; Ascomycota; Leotiomycetes; Helotiales; Helotiaceae
Product: C2H2 and C2HC zinc finger
Exons: 2
Coding region: 1-990 (329 amino acids)
Source: RefSeq, a predicted model, not a curated record